AUGGAUAAAAAUACUCAGGACGAUCUAACAACCAAACACAGAGAAGUAAUAUUGAAAUAUUUAGACAAGACGGAGGAAGAUUUGGCCGAAAGUGUGAAGUUGAUGAAAAGUUGGUUCAAAACUCAACCGCAUCUUCCAGAAGUUCCAAGUACUAAAAAAAUUGAAUUCUACAUAGUAAAUAACACCUUUAACUUAGAAUCAGCAAAGACAAGGAUAGACCAAUUUUAUACGUCAAGGAGCACGCUUACCGCUAUUUUUGACACCUCAAAUCCCAAAUCGCCAGAGCAGAAGGCUGCGAUUGACUCAGCUCAAAUUGUUCCCUUGCCAAAAUUGUACGAUGACCUGUACGGUGUUAUUUUGUUCAAAAUGAGGGAAAACAUACCAGUAAACUUGGACCCACACUGGUGGCUUGGAGCUCUAGUCAAUGCACACGAGGUUAAAAUACACGAGUCUUUGAUGCUGAACUACAUCGUAGUUUAUGAUUUAGAGCACAUGACACUAGGCCAUCUUCUAAAGAUUACUCCAAUGUUCGCAGUAAAUUCCAGUAAAAUAUCAGAGGUAAAAAAUCACCUCACUGCAGGAGUUCCUCAAGGUUCUUGCACCAACACUAUACGAUGUACGACAGUAACUUCACAAAUUCAGACGAACAAAUACAUUCAUACUAGUUUAGCUACGUGGAUAAAAAAAUAUGAAGAAUACCAAGAACAUUUCGAUAGGUUGGAUACCUUAAGGGUCGACGAAUCGCUUCGACCCAAUCCAGACGUUCCCAAAGAUUUGAUUGGACUCGGGUUUGACCAUUUUAGGAAGAUGUUUUUUGACAGUUAG
Diabrotica balteata is the source of this 825-nucleotide messenger RNA. The record is from the annotation of a GenBank genome assembly. NCBI's taxonomy places the organism in Eukaryota, Metazoa, Arthropoda, Insecta, Coleoptera, Chrysomelidae.